CUUUUUUCUGCCUGAAUACUGAGAUGCCAAGGAUAAUGAGGAACCCAGGCUUGGGCGUGGACCAGUGCAAUGUCCCUUCUCACUGUGGUAGGGAAAAGUGACACUUGGCUGUAAUGGAGAACUUGGAUUGUGCAAAAGGGAGGUAUCAAUAAAAUAAAAAGUAAAACAAAGGAAAAAAUACAUUUUUCAUAGUGCACGUUCCUUUAGGAAAAGCAUCAGAGCAUUUUUCACUCAAAUCUAGCAUCCUGACACUGAUUAACCUGGUGGGGGAUGCAGGUGCAGUGUGCAACGUGGUGUUCCUCCCAUAAACACGGGAAAGGGAAAGCCAGCAGCAGAGCUGGUGUGGGAUCUCCUCCAGGUUGUCCAGACAGGCUGAGUGCCCUCGUGUCAGGGAGAUUCUUCAAACCUGGGGGAAGUUUGUGCAGGAGAUUACGAGACAGACCAGCACAGACAGCUCCUGGCAGUGCUGCAGUGCAGGAAAAUGGAGCCACCCCCUCCUGCCCAGGAGCGCAGCGGUGAAAUCACCAGAGGGAUUUAUUUGCUGGAAAAGGUCAUGUCGGUUCUUCCAGAUCUUCACCUGUGCUAUGUGCAGGCCUGUCAAGAUUUGAGCCAGCCUGAAAACCCCUUCAUUGCUCGUGUGCUUCAAGAAGCUGAUAAAAAUGAAGAAAUAAGUACAAAAGGAAUUACAUUAAAAUUAGCUGGAAAUAAUCAUCUGGUGCCUGUGCCGAGAGUUACAGAUGAUGAUCUUGGAGUUCUUGUCUCUGUCUUAGGCCAAGCUGCCUUUGUCACAGGUUUGGAUCUUGCCUAUAAUUUAUUGACUGAUGCUGGAGCAAAGACCAUGGCAACAUUCCUCCAGGAAAACUCCUCUCUGCAGUAUCUGAACUUGAUGUUCAAUGACAUUGGCACAAGUGGGGCAGAGCUGAUAGCAGGAGCACUCCAUAGCAAUCAAAGUCUUGUGCACCUGAGAAUGACUGGAAACAAAAUAAGAAACCAAGGUGGGAUGUUCUUUGCCUCAAUGUUAAAAAUUAACUCAACCUUAGAGAAGUUGGAUCUUGGAGACUGUGAUGUGGGCCUGCAGUGUCUGGUAGCAACAGCCAUAGCUCUGACUCAGAACAAAUCACUCAAAGCCAUAAACCUAAAUCGUCCUUUGCUAUCCAGCCAACAGGAAGAGACCACAGUUCAUAUAGCUCGGAUGUUGAGGAGUAAUUCUUCUCUUGUGGAACUACAUUUGGGCAAGCAUGAAAUGAAAAACUUUGGUGUAGAGCGACUGUGUGAUGCCCUGUAUGAAAACUCCAGCCUGAGAUACCUUGACCUUAGCUGUAAUAACAUAAUCUGUGAUGGUGUGAAAUUUUUGGGAGAGCUACUAAAAAGGAACCAGACCCUGGAGAUCCUGGAUCUCGGUGCAAACCGAAUAGAAGACGUUGGAGCCAUUUACCUGAGUGAGGCCUUGGCAACGCGGAACAGGACUCUGAAGGCGUUGUCUGUUGUAAGCAACAAUAUAACUGACAAAGGACUUGUAGCUCUUGCACAGGCAAUGCAUUCCAACAUGACACUUUCCCAUAUUUACAUCUGGGGGAACAAACUUGAUAGAAGCACCUGUGUGGCGAUCUCGGAGCUGAUCGCGGUGGGCCGGCUGCAGCUGGAGUGCACAGACGUGGCUCCCUACGAGGUGGACGGGCAGGUUCUCCUGGCAGAGCUGUCCCACGGGCUGGCCAGGCACCGCUACUGGAGCCCGCGCUCCGCCGCCGUGGCGCCCGGCGCCGCCAACGCCAGCCUGGAAAUCCUCGCGGGCUCGGAGUAUUUGUGAGCAAGGCUGCACCCCGGGGCCCUCCCCGAGCCUCAGCUUUCCCUACCUGGUUGUUAGUAAAAUAGGUUAUGUCAGUAUCGCUGCCUGUUGUUUCUCUGGGGUUUGAGUCUAGGAGGAAUUUACACCUGCUUGAAAUGGCAACAGAGAGAAAGUAUCAAGCAAAUGACCUCAAACUUUGUUGCUAAAUCAUGCUCCAUCUAUUAAAAGUCUGUAACUAUGAAAAGGUUUGUAGCCAGGCAGAGCACACUGACAAAAGCAACACCCAGGACUGCUGCUGGGCCGCAGAUCAGGUGUCCUGCAGAGUCAGAUUCCUGCUGGAGCUGAGAGCUUUGGGUAAAUCCAUUUGUUGGCACUGUUCUCCAUGAACUCUUUCCUUUUCCUUAGCAAUUGCAUCCUUUUGAUCUUCCAGUAGUGACUUUUUUUAAACCAAGGUAAGUGAACUUUAGCAUUAACCCACAACCAUGCUAGAAUUUAAAGCUGGUGAACCCAGUUUGCUGGGAUAUACAUGGAAUUUUGCUUAAAUUGUAGCACGUACUUGUUUCUCAUACUACAAAUAGAAACCACCAAAUCUGAUGCCAUCAUUUCUUCUCAUCUCAUGAAAACUGCCUAAAAACAUUUGUAUCAUUGUAGCCCUGUGGCAAUUCCUACGCAUGAGUAAGACAACAUAUGCAUGUAUUGGUAAACAUUGUGCAAUGGUUUGGACAGACUUUGCAUAAGUGCUCAUUCCUGCAGAAGUGACUUAGUUUAUGUUCCUAAACAGAAAAAGUCAACUAGCAGGACAGCAGAAGUUUGCUCCAAUCCUUUCAAAAUGCAGUCCUCUGCCCCUCUAAAUGUACCUGUUAAAUAUUAGCAUAAAGUACCAGAAUGAUCUGUGACUGUAUGUACACUAUCAAAGCAUAAGGGGGAAAAAAUCUAAGAAAGUAAUUUCAGUACAAACAGCUGGGAAGCAGCAGUGUAACUGCUGCUGCUCUGACUCUGCAUUAUCUCUGUGGUAGUGUAGGAACAGGAAGGCAUUUGGACACCUCUUCCCCAGCUGAAAUGACCAGGGCAGUUGUGAGAGCUGGUGUAGGUGGAGGUUUGUUGUUGUUUGGUUGGUUUGUUGUUUUUGUUUUCAAUGCCCCCACUCCCAAACACAAAUUACUCAGGCUCUUGCUCCAAGAGCUCCUGGUAUCCUCAGGGAUAAGCCCAGAGCAGGAAUGUUUGUUCUGCACACCUGCACAGGGCCCUCCCAGCCUGCAGCCACUGUGCUGAGCACAAAGUCCAUACAUCACCCUGUGAACACCCAGCUCUAGAGAGGAGCUUGAAUUUUAACUCUUGUUCAGCAGCAAGGAUGCAGCAACAAGAACUAAAGUUGGGGAUACACCAAACUUGAUGGUUUGAGAAGAAUCUGCUAUGAGCAGAUUUUUCCUAAAUUCCUAAAAUAAUUCCAAAUUCCUAAAUUUUGAAAUAAUUAGAUAAGCCUGUGUUGGUACUUUUCUGAGUGCUGCUGCUCUGGAUCGUUGCAAGUGCCACUCUGAUAGUGUCAGUACUGACACACUGAUGACAGAAUUUCUUGCUAUAAAUACCACUACAAGACUCAGGCAGGUAUUUUUUUUCCAUUAUCUUUCUUUUCCUUGUCAGAUAGAUGAAGUUCAGUCUAAUUUCACUGCUCAAAUUAGGUCUUAAUUUACUUUUGGGAAUGACAUCUGUUAAUCUGAGGUGGUAACAGGUACCCAACUCUACCAACAGCAGUAUUUUGGUUUUAGUGAUGUGAUGACAUGGCAACAAUAUUACAGUCAAAAUAUAUCAGGUAAAAUGGCAUCUAAAAGUGCUGGUGUAUGUGUUUGAAGUAUUUGCACUCUAUCUGAACCCUUGUUUAACAGCAGCUUGUUCAGCCCAUAAAGCCCUCUUCAUUACUGACAACAUCCAUAAAAACAACUCAUGUUUUACAGUUUUCUUUGAUAUUCCUUUGUAAGAAAGGGCUGCAGAGUAAUUCCUACCAAAUUCUGUAUAAACAGCUUCCUGGAAACUAAAACAAUUACUUGUGCAAAACCUGUAUUGCUUAAAGAAGCCUGUGCCAGAGACUUACUUCUUCCUUCCUCUGACCUUGAAAUUCUUAGAAGAUGUAUCUUGUGUUCUUUGGAAUGACUGAAUUUACAUGGGCUAAAUUCUUUUUGCCAUGUUCUUCUGAGUUAUUCAAAGGCUAAAGCAAGAACAACCCUGCUCUGAAAUCCAUUUUUUUAGCUUUUAGACCUCACAGUACCUUGCUGAAAGGCAGCAUUUUCUCCCCAGUUUUAGAGGGGAGGCAAAUGAAGGUAAGUGACUGAUCCAGCAGGGCAGGGGUGCUGCAGAGGUUCCCCCAAAUCCUACUGUGUGCUCCAGGGCCCCCCAUGGUCCUCGUGCAGGGUGGUGCCAGGGGUUGUGUCUGACUGGUUCCCUCCUGCUUUUGGUGCUACCCCUUGCAGUUAUAAACAGGAGACACAAGGUGAGGGAAAAUUAUAAAACAAGUUUAUUAAAGUCUAACAUAAAACACUUCAGGCUAAAUAUGUACAACUCCCUCCCUUCCCAGGGGAUUAUAAAAUUGAGAGUUGAGGUAUAUACAAAUAAAAGAGGAAAAAUUGUAUAUACAUGGCAGAUGCUUUAAAAAUAAUUUAACCAAAAAAAUCAGUUACUAUUCCUUAUCUGAACUUAGUUCUGCAAGGCUUAUUGAGCCUCUCUGGGAUCACAGCCCUGAAAUCCUUCAUGUGGGACUUGUCUGUACUUGAAAAUUGUUUUGUAGCAUGUGAUUUCAGAAAGGUUGUCAUGCUUUGUGCCUACUUGGGGCACUAAUUUAGAAGUAAAUGUGAUACAAGGAGCUAUUUAUUCUCACCUAAGUACUUCCAAACAGUCAAUUCAGAGAUUCAGAGAUGCAGAUAAGCUAUUCAGGCAAAACUUGCACCAACUUCAGUGCAAAAUUGACUGAAACAGCAGUAACAAAACAUGUCAUAUUCUUUGUAUUACUCUUCAUAGAAUUAUUGAAAUUACUUCUUUUCUUUUACAAGGACACAUGCCUAAGAUUCCAUGCUCUCCCAUAUUAAUCCCUUACAGAAAUUACCAAUACUGUUAUAAGCCUUGUACUUCAAAAUGAACCCAGAGCCCUUAAGCCUAGGACUUACAUGUGCAGCUGAUUUCCAUGCAUCUAUUGGCAAAGGGUACAGGUGUAGGUUCAGACCUACAGCCUGAACACACCUACAAAUAUAUAUAUAUAUAUAUUUAUAUAUAUUUAUUUAAAAUCUAUAUUCUAGUAAAUGAAUACAGUUGGUAGAGAUCAUACCUCAGCAGCUGAGAUAUCUUCACGAAAGAUGAGACUAAAAAUCAAGAUUUUCAGAUGGGGACUCAAGAGUGCAGGUCACUAAAUUAUUGCUCCAAGACAAAACUACAAGCCUGUGUAUUCUAUUAAGAAAGGUUAAAAUUGUUGUCUUGUAAAAAAUAAUGAAUAUCUUCUUGUCUAUAAAGAAAACUAAAUGACUAAUAAAGCAACUGUUACUGUUAUAAGUAUCUAAACAAAUCCUGUAUAAAUCUAAGCACUGUAUUUUUUAAAAAAGUCUGAAAUCUAAGAAUACAGUAAUAAGCUAUAAUUUUAGAAAUAUAAAACCAGUCCAAACAAACACUGUUGUGGAAUGCAUUUUCUAUGUAGGAAUGUAGUUAUUGUUUAGGUUUCUCUCCAGAGCUAAUCUCUCUCCUGGUCAUUUAUCCUGGAUGUUUAUCCUGAGCUGCUUUUCCUCAGGUACCAGCAGCAUAUCAUUAAUUUGUCUUCCAAAGCUGUUUAAAUAUGCAAGUUAUCAGUUGUACAGCAUUUUCUUUCUCAGUAUUCAUGACUAAACCUACGUCUAUCCCAAGAUUUCUGCUGUACUUUCAGAGAGAGACAGCAAAGAGGAAGCUUAGUACAAGCUACACACAGUCAAGAUCCUGAUUUUGUGGUUCUUCAGUCUUAAAAGGCUGAGGAAUCCCUCAGGGGCUACACCAACAACAGAAGCUGAAAGAGACAAGAGGGGAGACAAAGGGAAACGCCAAAAAUAAAAUACCAGAGAACUUUAUCCUUUGUCUUUUGCCAGCAUUAUGAACAUCAGCUGUUUACAAGCACUGUGGGACAGACAAGCAGGGAAAUUAAAGGCCCUGCAAUAACUGUCUCCAGUGGGGACAGCGUGAGAGAUUCCUGAAUUAGGGAUGUUCCUGUUGGACAUGGCUGUACUCCUGCUGGCCAUGGUAGGCUUCAUCAGCAAAUCUACUAUAUAUUAAAGCAUAAAAUGUGACCAAGCAGCAGGUUAUAGACAUGCCCCUAAAAUGAUCAACACAAAACAGCAGAAGGUCUAUUACUUUACAAAUACAAACAUGGAGGAAGAGAAAAAAAAAUGACAGUCACACUCAGGAGUCAAGGGACAAUUUUCAGACUCUUUAAAUGAAAUCCUUCAAGAAAUUUUUCACAAGUCUGUUUAAUUAAGGUGCAGAUUAAUUAUUACUCCAUGUAGAACGGAAUCAGUUCAGAGGUAUCUUCUACGCUCUUCUAUUUAUCAGCGUCUGGACACAAGGCAUCGGUGGAAAUAAAUGCUAGCACCAAGUAAAUAACCAACAAAGGACAGCUUUAAAUGCAUUGUUGGUACAGUAUCAUGACUGUUUCAUUACUGUUUGAAGAUUACAUAAAUAAUGCUUACAACUGUUAAUGGCACAAACUGGAAAAACGGAGUAGAAAAGUACUUCUAAUGUCACCUAGCUUUUUACGACCUUACCAAGACAUUAAAAUGUUGCUUUUUAAAUAUGUCUGUUGCUAGUAUCAAAGCCUGUCUUUACCUGGGCCUUGCUAGGUACUAGUUUUGUCCAGUUACUGUGGACAAGUGACAUGAGAGGUAAAGCAAUACCAAAAAUUCAAUUAAAACAAAUCAGUAAAACUCUAACAAAACCUUUCCUGGAAGAAUAUCAAUCUGCUCUGUUGUAUUAUUCUUUAAUACCUCCUCAUGUAGUGUUCACUUCUUAUUUUCACAGUGAAGGGCCGGAUUUAUCUCCUCUUUUGUACCUCCUGUCUAGCACAAGAAGCAGCACUACAGCAAAAAAAAAGGAUUAUGAAGCUCUGAUUCAUGCCUCACUAAUUAACUCACUGCAUCUUUUCGCCUCAUCUACAACAUGCAUGUCCCAAUUCUCCUUUUGUUGCUAUUUGUGCCAAACCCAUGUGUUUUAAGGAUGUGAAAAAUAAAUCUGGGACAGGAUACAACAAUGUUGGAUUCACUUCUAGCAAACAAACAAAGGCAAUUUGUUGGAAAGAAGACCCAGGAGUAUCUAUGUCAUUAGGACCCUCCCACUUGCCACA
Messenger RNA from Passer domesticus (house sparrow), 7127 nucleotides. RefSeq names its product leucine rich repeat containing 34 (gene LRRC34). Bases 482 to 1807 code for a protein of 441 amino acids. Lineage: Eukaryota; Metazoa; Chordata; Aves; Passeriformes; Passeridae. The transcript is spliced from 11 exons. The record is from RefSeq and is a predicted model, not a curated record. Gene Ontology annotation, molecular function: protein binding.